Messenger RNA from Pogoniulus pusillus (Red-fronted tinkerbird), 2386 nucleotides. It is a transcript of the gene JHY, whose product is annotated as junctional cadherin complex regulator. Bases 53 to 2227 code for a protein of 724 amino acids. The record is from RefSeq and is a predicted model, not a curated record. Gene Ontology annotation, biological process: axoneme assembly. The transcript is spliced from 7 exons. Lineage: Eukaryota; Metazoa; Chordata; Aves; Piciformes; Lybiidae.
CUCAUGUUUUCAAAAUACAGGGCUGGUGUUUCCCAUCAGUGCCAAACACAGCAUGAAUUCUUCAGAGGUGAAGUAUAUUUCAGUUUCUUCUCCCCACACUUGCAACAUGAGUGGAAACUGUUCUCCUCCAAGCCUCACAGAAGCAGAUUUCUACCUUGCCAACUGGAAAAGGCCUUCUGUAAGUGAAGAGAGCUUUACUCCCAGUCUGCAUGACUCUCUAGAGUCUGACUCUGAAAGCCUCGUUCAAGAGAGGCAGUACCAGUUAGAGCUCCAGCAGCGCAUUGACGAAAAUGAAGAGCUGGGAGAACUGUGUGCAGAUGAGUCGGAGAACGACAGCUUAGAAGGGGAUAGUUUGGAGGAGAUGAUAUUAAAAGAAGGACUUGAGGAUGACACAGAUCAGUGUACAAAUGGAAUACAAAAGAAUGAAGGUGAUGGAAGGAAACAUCAGACUGUGGACAAAUAUUUCAGCCUAAGAUACAACCCAAACUGGAAGAACACAAAAGAGGUGGCAGAAUUUUCUGAGUCAGAAGCAGCCUGUCAGAUUGCUGCAAGGAGCAGCAUGGACUUUGCACAAGAUGCAUUUUACCUCCGUUCUGAUGACUUUUCAGAAGAAAAGAAUCAACAGGAGGUGAAGUUACAAGAUUCAUUUUCAGAGUUUAGUACAAAAUCACCAAACUUUCAUAAAACAAAUGCUGUGGGCAGCAAGGAACCCUUUAGGCUACAUACCAAAGGCAAGGAAUCUGCAGGUAGUUGUCACUUCAAAGCUAGUCCCAGUGGUUUUCAGACUCAAGAAGAUCGACCACAAAAAGCAAAAAUAGACUUUGUGGCAAAAAACAAACAGACUUUAGGAUUACCUUCAGAGAAGAUAAAUUCCUAUCUGCAGUUGCACAGUAAAAAGCAACAGGUUCUCCAAGAACAGGAUCACCAAAAUAAGACUUCCCAGAGAAAUAAAAUCAAAUACAGACAGAGCCCAAAGAGAGCUUUCUCAGGGAGUCAUAGCCAGCAACCACCAGGAAGACCAGCAGAACCAAAGCCUUGGUGCCACCAAAUAUCAGAAUUCCAGGCUGCUCCCAUGCAAGCAGUGAAACAAAGCCACAGCAGCACACUGCAGAAAUGGCUGGGUGCAGGUCCUUCUGUUGGCCUUCACACUCAUACAGUAGCAAAUUCAGAUACCUGCCUGAAUGAUUUCUCAAAUUCUAGACAUUUUGUUAAUCAGGAUUUUACCACAUCUGCCUAUCCUUUUCAGCCAACACUGUGGAAAUUUAACCCAGCAGAGGCUGUAUCUCCACCAUAUAUCAGCACGGAGAGAAAAAAGUACCAGCAUGAUUCUCCAAAUGGGCUUCCACAGGACCAGCAUCAUUCAUUCAGCCAUGUCACUGUACAGCCUUUUGCAAGAGGUAACAGUACCAAUGGUCAAGCACAUCUAAAUCAGAGGAAUAUUCCAUCUCCUUUCAAUGCAAACUUCCAAGAAUGGCUGAUGGAGCAAGCAUCUCUUCAGGAUCGCAAGAGACAUACUUCUGUGGAUGAAAGGCCUUCUCAACCUUCUAUACACAGCUCACCAACAGCUCCUGGUACAACCUCCCAUUUCACACCAAUGUGUGAGCAACAUCACCACAAAAUCAGUGGUGUGACAGAAGCUCACCUAGCUGACAGGCACAUGUUCAGCCUAUUUUCAGCCUCAGUCCCACAGGCAGAAAGUGGUUCAGAGCUUGGUCCAGAGAGUGGUGAAGGAAAUCAAGUGCGAAUGAGCCGAAGCAACUCAGAAGGGUAUCUCAUGCUGAUGGAAAAGCAAAAUCAGCCUAAAGUCAGCAAGAAGCCCCAUAGCUCAAAGGCCUUCAUAAAUCUGAAUGUGAAGCUUGGAGGCCUUGGACCUGACUAUGAAGCAAUCAAAGAGAAAAAAGAGAAGUUAAAGCAACAAAAGGAAUAUGCAAAGCAGAUUAAGGAACACAAUAUGAAAAGCAUUGCUUCGGUUCAGAGGUUACCUGCAAAACCCCAGCUUGUGUCUUCAGUGUCAAGGCAGAAGGCACUGGAAUAUGCUAAGAAGAUUCCUAGACCAAGGACUUUCAUGGCAAGACAAGCAGAUGAAGAUGUGAAAGAGCAAAGAGUUCUGCCACAGACUUUAAAUGAAGACACUUUACCUCAAAUUGCACCCUUGGAGUCUUUGCUAAAUCGACACGAGAAGGAGAAGCAAAUUGUAGCUGCUUUUAGAACCCUUCAUAUCCUAUAAGUCUUUGGAAAUUGUUAGGGAUGCCCUCAAGGCAGAAAUGUCUGAAGUGUUUUCUGGUGAACUGUGGCUCUCACAUACAGAUUUACCAUUCCAGUGAAGUGCAAAGUUCAAUCAUUGUUAAAUUUUAGAUUCAGUUCAGCAAUAGUUAAUGUCAAAAGA